Molecule: messenger RNA, 3793 nt
Organism: Capra hircus (goat)
Lineage: Eukaryota; Metazoa; Chordata; Mammalia; Artiodactyla; Bovidae
Product: zinc finger CCCH domain-containing protein 6
Exons: 7
Coding region: 27-2786 (919 amino acids)
Biological process (GO): negative regulation of DNA-templated transcription
Cellular component (GO): nucleus
Molecular function (GO): metal ion binding; RNA binding
Source: RefSeq, a predicted model, not a curated record
GUAAACCAGGGAAAAAAUGGAAGAUUAUGACUCAGGAAUUUAUUAAUCAACAUACAGUGGAACAUAAAGGAAAACAAAUCUGUAAAUACUUUCUGGAAGGGAGAUGUAUUAAGGGAGAUCAAUGUAAAUUUGAUCAUGAUGCAGAGUUGGAGAAGAGGAAAGAGAUCUGCAAAUUUUAUUUACAAGGAUAUUGUACCAAAGGAGAGAACUGCAUUUAUAUGCAUAAUGAAUUUCCAUGUAAGUUCUAUCAUAGUGGAGCAAAAUGUUACCAAGGAGACAACUGUAAAUUUUCACAUGAUGAUCUGACUAAAGAAACAAAGAAACUUUUGGACAAAGUGUUGAAUACUGAAGAAGCUGCAAAUGAAGAUGAAAGAGAAUUAGAAGAACUUAGAAAGCAUGGCAUAACUCCUCUUCCCAAACCACCUCCAGGAGUUGGACUUCUGCCAACCCCACUAGAGCAUUUUCCCUUUUCUGAUCCUGAAGAUGGUUUUCAGACAGAUCUCUCUGAUGAUUUCAAGAAGAUUCCAUCUCUUUUUGAAAUAGUUGUAAAACCUACUGUGGAUUUAGCACAUAAAAUUGGAAAGAAGCCACCAGCAUUUUAUAACAGUGCCUCACCACCAGGACCACAAUUUCAGGAAAGCAGCCCACAUCCUCAACAUGUCUAUAGUUCGGGGUCAAGUCCAGGUCCUGGCCCUAACAUGUCUCAGGGACACAACAGUCCUGUGAUCCACCCAGGCUCCCCUGGACACUGUCCUGGCCUACCAGUGCCACAGAGCCCACCUUUGCUGCCUGGCCCCCCAGGAAUUGUGGGCCCUCACGGUCAAGCUGGAGUACUUGGUCAACCAGAUACGCCUUUGACACCACCAAAUAUGAGUGGUUCUUACCACUGCUCGGGCUUUCCAGAACAUGUAAUGAAAGUACCUAGAGAGAAUCACUGCUCUCCAGGCUCAUCGCACCCACCUGGUGAAAGGCAGCUCAGUACCAGCUAUGAUUCCUUACAAAAUCCCGCUGAGUUUUAUGAUCAUUACUAUUCACAGCAUGCUGUCCAUAAUUUUCAGCCACCCAGUCACUCUGGUGACGGGGUGUGGCAUGGUGACUUUGCCCAGCACCAGGCUCCAGUUGUUCCAGACUCACCUAACCGUGGGAGUGGGUCCGACAGCAGCAGUAAUGUGGCAGGCCAGGGCCCCCUGCCUGCACUGGGUCUCCUCCCUGCUGUCCAGAGAGCUCUUUUUGUCAGACUUACUCAGAAAUACCAAGAAGAUGAAGAACCAAGCAGCACCCAGCCUCAGAGGACACCAAGCAAGGAAGAAGAUGAAACUGUUAACUGGUACUCCAGUAGUGAAGAGGAAGAAGGGAGCAGUGUCAAGUCAAUACUGAGAACGUUACAGAAACAAACAGAGACUUUGAGGAGUCAGCAGCAGCCUUCCACAGAACCUGGCAUUCCUACUGACCCGAGACUUGCUAGAGAGAAGAAUAAAGGAAACCAAGUUGUCGACCCUAGACUCAGGACUAUCUCAAGGCAAGACAUUAAAAAAUCUUCUGAGUCUGCCCCGCUGGAUCUCAGACUUGCAUGGGAUCCCAGGAAAUUAAGAGGGAGUGGGAGCGGCCAUGGCAGUUCUGCUGCUGCUGGAGCCAAGUUUGAUUCACAUCAUGGCAACACCGGCCCUAGCAUCAGACACAAAAGAGGAGAUGAUGAUGAUGAAGAUACAGAAAGAGAGCUGAGAGAAAAGGCUUUCUUAAUACCUCUGGAUUCUUCCCCUGGUGUGAUGCUGCAUGACCCAAGGUCACAACUGAGACAGUUCAGUCACAUUAAAAUGGAUAUUACCCUAACCAAACCCAACUUUGCCAAACACAUCGUGUGGGCUCCAGAAGACUUACUACCAGUUCCUUUACCUAAACCUGAUCCAGUCUCUUCAAUCAAUUUACCUCUGCCCCCUCUUAUAGCUGACCAGAGGCUCAGUAGGUUAUGGAAUACAAAAAGUGAUCUUCGUCAAAACACAGUGUCCACUGAUACAAAACUAGCAGCCAAAGCCAAAAUUAACACAGCAAACAGAGAAGGCUACCAAGAUCAAUUUGGAGACUCACAUAGUUCCGGAAGUAAAUUAGGAGAUCCUAGGCUGCAAAAAAAUUUUGAUCCUAGACUUCACAGACUGCACAACACAGAGCCUCAUCAAGCAGUUAUGAAGGACCCCCAUAUGUCUAAGACUGCCCCUCCUUUAGGGACCAGGCCAAACCUGGGGUCAUCACAGCCCUCAGGGGCGGUACCUAGCAGUUCUGGUCCUGGGGCUUUACCUCCAUAUGCCCCCAAACUCUCAUCUUCAACUGGCCUUCCCCUGGGAACUCCGGGUUCAGUCCUUAGCGGUAUUAGUUUGUAUGACCCCAGGGAGCAAGGUUCACCCUCUACAUCAGAGCUAGCAGCAGAAAAUGCAGAGAACCAGAAAAAAAGCGGGAGUUUAAAAUGUAGUGACAAAAAUGAGCCUCCUCCUUUAGAAGCAAUCCUACCACAGAAAAUGGCUCCAAAUGUGGACGUCCCUGUUGACCGCCCAGCUGACCCACAGACGGAUGUUCGCUGGAGUUCUGGUACCGUUCAAGUCCCAGCAGUGCACAGCCUUCCAAUUCAGGCAUUAACAGGCCUAAUCAGACCCCAGUACAGCGAUCCCAGGCAGUCAAAACAUCUGGGACAGGUGAGCCCCACCCCCGGUGAUGAUCCCAGCAAAGAAACAGAUGACAAAUCUCUGAAGGAGGUUUUUAAAACUUUUGACCCAACAGCUUCACCAUUUUGUUAGCUGUUUUGUAACCAAGCAGUUAUUUUCUCUCUCCUGACUGUUGGCAGUCCCCUGCUGUUUUGUAACUGUUUUACCUCUAUAGUUUAUUUAUUUUUAAAUUAUAAACACUUUUCAGCUGCUAGUAUCAGAACCACACGAAGUUAUAUCCUCCAAAGCCUGUGGUAUUUUAUAUAGUAUUUUUAUAAUUUUAAGAGACUGUAGUCAUUGACAUAGAAACCUAUAUAUCAUGUUAGUUUCAGUAAAAGUACUUUUAUUGUAAAUAAACCAUCAUGAACUCAACACUUUGCCUGAAUAUAUGCCACUUGUCUUUCAUAAUCAGUGUUUAGAUAAAUGAUCACCACUUUUAUAUGGUUGUUAGUUUCAAGCAAUAUAAUGUACAUUACUUUUCAGAAACAGUAUUUUGACUAGGAUCCUCUCAAUUUGUCAACACAGAACUGACUAAUAUGUAAUGCUAACUGCUAGCUAAAAUGUAAAGUGAAGUAAAGAAAACAUUUUUUAAAUUUAAUAUUAGAGCAGUUCAUGUUUAAGGGCAUCACUUUUAUUAUUACUGGCAAUAUUAUUUGUGUAAAUGAAGCAUUUGAAUGUCAUAUCUUUUAAAUGUAUUUUAUGGUAUACUGUAUCAUAGAAGUUGGAGAUCUAUAAAUAGAAUGUUUUGCUAAAGUAAAAAAUUUCCAAAUUCUCUAACAUAACUUUUUAAAUUUAAUUUUUCAUAAUAGUUAUGAGUUAUUGCUGUUACGUUAUGAUGUUUAUGCAUUUUGAUGUCUUUUGUCUUUAGCAGCAUAAUAUAUAUUACUUUUUCAAAUUGUGUAGCUGCAAUAAUUGUAUUCAUCAUGACUUUGGCAGUUUUUAACAAAAUUUUAAAAGAUCCGGUGUGUCUGUAGUGAUUUAUUGCAUUGAUAAUGUUUUAAGUGUGCAGGUUCUAUAUUUUUUCUUAAAUAGCGAGAAAACACAGAGAUGGUAUAGUCAACUGUAUAUGGCUAUCAAUAAAGACUCUUUUUCAGAUCUCA